GGUCUACUGGGUGUCAUCUUUUAUUGGCAUGAUACAAAGCAAGUGCCAAGGGCUGCGGCUCCUAUUCUCUGAGCAAAUUCGACCUCUGGAUAAAAGCUUGCAAAAUGCCUCGUGCAGAAAUUUAGAAAUGUUAGGCUGGAACGAGGAAGUGGAGUGGAGAGGGGAGGGACCGAGGGCACAGUUCCACAGCGCUGCCGCGGCGGUACGAACUUCACCACAUGGAGAGAGCUGGAAGAGCUUCAUAUUGCAAACUCAAGGAAUAGCAGAAUACCUGCAGCGAAUGGAGACAGAGGAGGCUCACGAAAUGACCCAGCUGUCAGCAGGCAGGGAAAGCCCCCCUGUGAAUGAGGCUUCAGAAGAUCCGGACGACCCCAUGGCUGUGCCAGAGGACCUGUCGGCCAGCUCCGGGCAGCAGCACAACAAUAAGCCGGACAAGGGCCUCGCCAGUAAUAUAAAAGUAGAGGCUCAGAGUGACGAGGAGAAUGGGCGUGCCUGUGAGAGGAUUGGGGAGGAGGAGAGUGCAGAGGACUUGCGCGUGCUCGAUGCCUCAGGAGCCAAACUGAACGGUUCCCACCCGGGCCCAGACGGGAAGGCCUACUCCCCGGCUGGGGCCAUCCGACUCCCGAACGGGAAGCUCAAGUGUGAUAUCUGUGGAAUAGUUUGCAUCGGCCCCAAUGUGCUGAUGGUUCACAAGCGAAGCCACACUGGGGAGCGGCCAUUUCAGUGUAACCAGUGCGGAGCCUCCUUCACUCAGAAGGGUAAUCUCCUCCGCCAUAUCAAGCUGCAUUCUGGAGAAAAGCCCUUCAAGUGCCACCUGUGCAACUAUGCCUGCCGCCGUAGAGAUGCCCUCACCGGCCACCUGCGCACACACUCUGUGGGAAAACCUCACAAAUGUGCUUAUUGUGGAAGGAGCUAUAAGCAACGUAGCUCGCUGGAGGAGCACAAGGAGCGCUGCCACAACUACCUGCAGUGCAUGGGCCUCCAGAACAGUAUCUACUCAGUAGUAAAGGAAGAAAGCACCCAGAAUGAACUGAGUGAAGACUUAAGCCAGACCGGGACAGAGAGGGCGUUGGUGCUAGACAGACUAGCUAAUAAUGUAGCCAAACGUAAGAGUUCUAUGCCACAGAAGUUUGUGGGUGAGAAGCGCCUGUCGGACCUCUCCUACGAAGGCGGGGCUUCUGGCCUGGUUAAUGACAUGCAGCCGCAUGUCAUUGACCAGGCCAUCAACAGCGCCAUUAGCUACCUGGGGGCGGAGUCUCUGAGGCCGCUGGUGCAGACCUCUCCAGCGUCCUCCUCAGAUGUGGUCAUCAGCCCCAUUUACCCUCUGCACAAGCCCCUGGGCGACACCCACGGCCACAAGAACGGCCACGGCCUGUCAGCCAAAGACAGCGCGGCCGAGAACCUGCUGCUGCUGUCCAAUGCCAGGUCUGCGUCCAGCGAGCGCGACGGCUCUCCCAGCCACAGCGGCCAGGACUCCACCGACACCGAGAGCAACAACGAGGAGCGGCCAGGCGGGGGCACCGGCCUCAUCUAUCUGACCAAUCACAUUGCGGCCGGGGCGCGCAAUGGGGCGGUGCCCCUGGUGAAAGAGGAGCAGCGGCAGUACGAGUCUCUCCGGGCGGCGGCGCUGGACCUGCCCUCCGACACCUUCAAGGUGCUGAGCAGCGAGGGGGAGCAGGUGAGGGCGUACCGCUGUGAACACUGUCGCGUGCUCUUCCUGGACCAUGUCAUGUACACCAUCCACAUGGGCUGCCAUGGCUUCCGCGACCCCUUCGAGUGCAACCUGUGUGGCUAUCGCAGCCAGGACCGCUAUGAGUUCUCCUCUCACAUGACCCGAGGGGAACACCGCUACUGAAAUCGCACGCUCACAUUCACACGGGUACACGUGCGCAUGCACAACACGUGCACACACAUACACAACGACACGGACACAUACACACACUCAUGCUCACAAAGAUGCUGAAAAUACACAGACAUAAACACAUCCGUACAUCCGUACAUUCACUCUAACAUGAUUCAUUUUCAUAGCACAGUUCAUUAAAAGAACUGUAACCUAAUGUGCGACGCAGGUAAUAACAAUUAUGAAGAACAAAUUAAGUCACAACAAAAGAAAAAAAAUAUCAGUCAUCACAUGCAAUAAGAGAUAAUAAUUUAACCUUAAUGAAAAUUAAUUAUAUACCACAGGAAAAACAGAAAUUCUCUUUAACAGAUGCCAUGUAUUUUCUGUGGGUAAAAAUGGAUAUAAUAAAAAUAUUAAUAAUUUAAAUGUAGUAAAAGCACAACAUAUAAAAUAAGCUUGCUUAAAAGCAGAAAAAGGAACUCAAAUUCACAUGUGUGUGUACACAUAAACAAAUACACAUGCGCACACACAUAAACACAUACAGACAUAAGAUGGGUCGUUGUUAUGCACUGUGCUGAAAUUGCAUGUUUUUUUACAGAGAGCUUGGAAAUAGAUUCUUGUGUAAUGCUAUGGGCAGCCACUGAUUUGAUCAAAAAAGUAUUUCUUUGAACAAAUUAGUCUCGAAUAAGCAGGAUAAAUUAAGUUUGAUACAUGAAUUGUUGGCAGUAGUGACUUUUCUUCUACACAGUUCUACUACCAUCUGCGAUUCAUCAUCUACGAUCAUAUCUUUAAUAUCAACUCCAAUAAAUCAGAGUAGACAAAAUUCAAAACAGGUAUAAUAUUGAUGGUUAAGCUUCUAUCGUAACUUUUAGUGCUACUGUCAAGCUAACAUAAAUAAAAAAUGUAAUUCAAUAAAAACAAUUUUACUUGGCCAUAUUCAAACAAAAUCCACUAUAUGCUCAGAAGCACUCAAAUAAAUAAAUAAAUAAAUAAAUAACAGGAAAAAGGAGGUGUGGCCUGAAAUCUGUGGUGACCAGGCUGGAGGCAGGACCUGUUUUAAAGAGGAAGUGAGCUUCUGCCUAACGAAUCCACCUGUGUCCAACUUUAUGGUCCCUACUGUUUUAAUAAUUUUUUUUUAAACCUGCAUAGAUGAUAUAACAUAGUAUAUUACACUUAUAAAAAAAAAGGAAAAAAGCCAUUUGUUCCUGUAGUUGUAUGCAAAUGUAAGAUGUUAUAGGUGUGAUUAUUCCUCGCAGAUAAUUCUCACAGAUGUUUCUAAUAUUAUUCUAGGGAUUUUGUGUCAGUGCUGUAGGCCAGUGUGUUUAAUGAUUAACAAAGACCGAACAUGCUUUUCUGUACCUCAGUGCCUGACAAAGGAUGCACUUCAAGCAAAGCAGUACAUUAAACUUAAUGACCACUUGGUCCAGCAGUCAUGAGUAUACAUUUAUAUAAUAUAUUUCCUAGUAAUAAUAUUUCAAUGAAAGGAUAUAUACAGGCAGUACUUAACUUCAUUUUUUUGUGCUUUUUUUGUGUGACACAGAAAUUUGUGUGCAUACCCUAAUGUUUUGAAAUGAAGUUUACAAGUAAAAGGGAAUGUGACCACAUUUGUAAGUUUUGCCAAACAGUUCUUUAGUUCCACUCUAGUUAUACACUGAAAAAUAUUGAAAGAAAAUUGUGGGGAUGAAGGUGUUAGUUUGGCUGUGCAUGGAGUUAGCAUGAAAAAAAAACAUUUAGCUGUGUAUAUCACUGCAUUCCUGCAAUCUGUAGCAAAUGUACAAAUUCAACAAAAUGCGUUGAACAAUAUAAAUAUUCAGUCAGUUUUAACACAGCACUGCAUUUGUUCAAAUCUCAUCUUAUGUUUGCAUGCUGAUGUAUUUAUCCAAUGUUUUAAAAGAGUAUGAACAUGAUAGUAUGAAUAUUGAUAGUAUGAAUAUUUUUAUGUCUCAAAAAUUAACAUUAUUGCAAUGUGGCACGUGGUUUCCCUGGGAACAUUGGCUUUUAAUGGUUAAAUUUCAUUUUUCCUUAAAGUGGCUUAGUGAUUUACUAUGGAUCUUGGUCACAGUAUGUUUAAAAUUUUAAAUAUAAAAUUGAUAUUUUUAUCAUAAAAUUUGUGUGCUGUCCUAGAAGUGUGAAAACCUGAGGGAACACCUAGAGAAUAUAAGAAAUUUCAAUUGAUGCACAGUGUCUUCUCAAUGCCCCAUCUUUUCUAUUGCUUAUGUACAUUGUGUAAAAACGUCUUACAUGCUUAUGCUUAUGUUGUGGUGUAGUGUUCCUGCUUACACUAUGGAAUUAAAGGUCUGUGCCUGAAAAUAUAUAAUAUUCUGUAAACUGCAUGUACAUAAUGUGUAAAAAAUAUCUAGCGUGCAAAAGUAUGCAUACAAUGCAUUGUUACAAAUAUGAGCGACUGCUUUCAGAAUGAAACCAUUCAUUUGUAAAUGCUGUCAAAUUUGAAAAAAGGGAUUAUUUUUAGUGGGAGUAAUGUGUUCUGUUUGAGCAGUAUUCUUGGUUUGUAUCACUGUGUACAAACCAUAACAAAUCUGACGAACAAAUGACAAUUCUGCUUCUUAAUUGAUUCAUCAAUAAAUUCAUUAAUGUUUGUUUAAAGUAGUAGUAACCAUGCUAUUGAAGAAAAGAGCAUUUUAUGUCAAUUUUAUGUUGUUUUGUAUAUUAUUUAAGCUCAACACAGUAAUUUUUAAACCAAACAUAUAUUGGUGAAUUUAUAACUAAAGGGCAUCAUAUAGGUCAAAUGAAUUAAAAAGCAUUGACUGUGAACUUUGUUGUUGAAAUUUUAUUGCCUGAUAUCCUUAUUUAAUGUAGAUGUUUGUGCAUAUCUAUGUCUUUAUAUUUCUGCACUUUUGUGUUUAUAGGGAAAAAACAGCACACUUGUUGUUACUUAUGUGAAUUUCAGUAGCAAGCUAUACCAAAUAUAGUUUUUGUGAGUUAUAAAGUGUACCUUCUUAAACUAACUCAGUGUAAUACAAUUCCCAUCUAGCAUUUCACCACGUCUCAUAGAUCUCACAAGCAAUGAUUUUGCAAUGCACUAUGGGAGCUUCAGGCAAAGGAAACACGGAAAUGGCCAUGUACACCAUCUCUAAAAAUAAGUUUGAAAAAAAAUAUGAACACAUUAUUGACCCACCAAACUGCUUAAUCAACAGAGUACAAGUACCCAUACACGUAUAGUUGGUUGCUCAUGAAAUGAUAAAAAAAGAAAUAAAAAUAUCUGAAAGAAUAAGGGCAUACACAUCUUUUUGUAUUAAACAGGAGUGCAGUUCUACCAACCUGUGUUACCUGGAGUAAUUUGUCUGUCUUUGGAGUGCUCUCUUGUCAAGCAGAUUAUUACACAAAUUGUAUUUUGAGUGUUUGUUUUUUCAUCUGCGUAUAGUAAUUUUUUGUUUUUGGGUGAAAUUUUCCUUUAAACAAUGGAUUGUUCUGCACCUCUAUUUUAUAUUAUUUCAUCUGAAAUUAUUUGUAAAAUAUGCUUGCAAACGAACAAUUAAAAAUCUGUUGUUUGAGA
This is a messenger RNA of Anguilla rostrata (American eel), 5354 nucleotides long. It is a transcript of the gene ikzf1, whose product is annotated as IKAROS family zinc finger 1 (Ikaros). Gene Ontology annotation, biological process: regulation of transcription by RNA polymerase II. Lineage: Eukaryota; Metazoa; Chordata; Actinopteri; Anguilliformes; Anguillidae. Gene Ontology annotation, molecular function: DNA-binding transcription activator activity, RNA polymerase II-specific; RNA polymerase II cis-regulatory region sequence-specific DNA binding. The transcript has 8 exons. The coding region runs from base 29 to 1855 and encodes 608 amino acids. Gene Ontology annotation, cellular component: nucleus. The record is from RefSeq and is a predicted model, not a curated record.